AUGAAUGUAGAUGUAGAUGUAGAUGAACCAAAACCCAGCGGCCCCUGGUGGGCAAAAGCUCUUUAUAUUACUGUGCACGGGCUCCAGAAAAAUUGGUUCCUGCAAAACCAGUUAGCUUGCAACUGGACAGGAAAUGAACAGAUAUGUGAAGAUGAUCCUGAAAUGUGGGAGCUGAUCAAAAAAGAAAAGAUGAGGCAGAAAUGCUGUUUGGAAUUAAUUGCAUCAGAGAACUUCUGCAGCCGGGCAGCACUCGAAGCACUCGGUUCGUGCCUCAACAAUAAAUAUUCGGAAGGAUACCCAGGAAAAAGGUAUUACGGAGGAGCAGAAGUCAUCGACAUGAUAGAGUCGCUGGUCCAGAAGCGCGCACUGGAGGCCUUCAGACUGGACCCCACGAAGUGGGGAGUGAACGUUCAACCUCUCUCGGGUUCGCCCGCAAACUUCGCCGUCUACACGGGGCUGCUGCGCCCCCACGACCGCAUCAUGGGGCAGGACUUACCCCACGGUGGACACUUGACUCACGGAUUCAUGACAGAUACUAAGAGAGUGUCUGCUACUUCAGUUUUUUUCGAGUCGAUGCCAUACCGCCUCGAUAUUAAGACCGGCCUGAUAGAUUAUGACAUGCUGCAAAAAACUGCACUUCUCUUCCGUCCCAAGAUUAUAAUUGCUGGAACAUCAGCAUAUGCCAGGUUGCUGAACUACGAAUGUUUCAGAAAGAUCUGCGACUCGGUGAAAGCGAUUCUGAUGGCAGACAUGGCACACAUUGCUGGAAUAGUGGCUGCCGGGCUCAUCCCGAGUCCAUUCGAUCACUGUGACAUUGUCACCACGACGACACACAAGACCCUCCGUGGAGCCAGACACGGCCUAAUUUUCUUCCGACGUGGCGAAAAGGGAAAAGAUAAAUGUGGGAAACCGAUAAUGUACGAUUUUGAACCUCGCAUCAAUGCGGCAGUGUUCCCGUCGCUUCAAGGGGGGCCGCAUAACCACACCAUGGCUGCUGUGGGCGUCGCAUUGCAACAGGCAGCUAAACCCGCAUUCUGUGAGUACCAAAAACAAGUACUUCAGAAUGCAAAAUGCUUCGCGAAAGGUUUGCUCGACUGUGGCUAUUCCCUCGUGUCGGGUGGAACAGACACUCACUUGGUGCUCGUGGAUAUGACGUCCAAGGACCUGGAUGGGUCCAGAGUGGAGGCCGUGUGCAACAGAGCCAGCAUCACCGUCAACAAGAACACCUGCCCGGGCGAUAAGAGCGCCGUGGCCCCCAGUGGCAUCAGAAUCGGUGUGCCCGCGUUGACCUCACGGCAAUUCAAAGAGCAGGAUUUCAUGAAGGUUCUCGAGUUCUUUAACAGGGCCGUCGAGAUUGCUGCCGAGGCAUCGAAAAAGUCCGGUCCAAAAAUUAAGGAAUUCCAGGGUGUUUUAGCAAAUGAUGCAACAAUAUGUUCAAAGAUAGAGAAACUGAAAGAAGAGGUUUGCAGAUUUGCUUUGUGCUACCCAAUGCCUGGAUUUGACGACCAUUAA
Messenger RNA from Schistocerca nitens (vagrant locust), 1512 nucleotides. RefSeq names its product serine hydroxymethyltransferase, mitochondrial-like. Gene Ontology annotation, biological process: regulation of oxidative phosphorylation; protein homotetramerization; folic acid metabolic process. The transcript is spliced from 10 exons. Lineage: Eukaryota; Metazoa; Arthropoda; Insecta; Orthoptera; Acrididae. Gene Ontology annotation, molecular function: pyridoxal phosphate binding; zinc ion binding; mRNA 5'-UTR binding. The record is from RefSeq and is a predicted model, not a curated record. Gene Ontology annotation, cellular component: cytoplasm; mitochondrial matrix; mitochondrial inner membrane. The coding region runs from base 1 to 1512 and encodes 503 amino acids.